AUGGAACGUUCUUCACUUCAGCUCUCCUUGGAAACACAACAGACAAUGCAAGGUAUGCGAAGAUGUAACAAUUUUAGUGACUCUUUUUAACUUGCCUUUUCACGCCGGUAUUUAACACGUGAAGUCAAUGAACGGUCUCAAAAAUAUUUUUACGUUGAAUUUCCUCUUUCUGUGAUGCACCGCAAACAAUUAAGCUAAUUUCCUUUUAACUAGAUGGGAAGCAACGUGUGGAGAAAUGUAUCUAGUUUUGAAAGGAUGAACUUUAAGGCGUGUUGCAUGCUGGCAUCAUAUUCUUGUUUUGAUUCUCGCCCGCUCGAAAUAUCGACGCAAAGUGUGAUAAGAGCGUUGUUUAAAAAAAACAAGGCUCGCAUUUAGGGCCAACGAAGCUCAUUCGAGGCUAUUAAAAAAAAUCGCAAAAAGGCUGCAAAAUUUUUUGACUUCUUUUGUUGUCAGGGAUGCGCGAUUUGUUCGCGAUUACGACGCGGUUUUUCAUUCGCACUGAUUUCGCAUGGCCACUAGUUGAUCGAAUGAAGUCGCAAGCACUUCUCAGAGAGCAAUAAGCCAGAUUUGUCCUCAUCAACAUCUUACCUUUCAUCUACGGAGCCUUUCUGCAGAAACAAAGCGCGGUUUCUAGGAAGGUGAUUGGCUCACUUCGGCUCUUGUUGAGAAAUUUUUUCCAAAUUAGCGCUGGUUAGCCACUGAAUAAAGCUACUGAAUUCGUCCUCUUUCAGCCUUAGAUCGCAAGCCCAUCAUCCUGUGCCGGGUCUGCGGGGACAGAUCUUCUGGAAAACACUACGGGGUUUUCACCUGCGACGGAUGCCGAGGUUUUUUCAAGAGAAGUAUCCGUCGUAAUUUAACAUAUCAGUGCAAGGAAAGAGGCAACUGUACUGUGGAUGUAACGCGACGAAAUCAAUGCCAGGCUUGCAGGUUAAAGAAGUGCUUUGAAGUUAAGAUGAACAAAGACGGUAAGCGAACAAAGUUCAACACUAUUUCUUGACUUAUUACGGUUCUUGACCGUCUUGUAAAAUUUGGCCAUCGAUUCUGCAAACGCCGGAAAUUCGACUAAGCUGUUUUGGGUUUGCGUGUCUUGGUAAAAUCGCUGAGGCGUGCAAGCACGAUGCAGAAGUUUUUAUUGGGACGCAAAACUGAGCGUACAAACUGCGAAGGUUUAAAAUCUAUUUAAAGUUCUCUAAAUGAAGCAUAAUCGAGAACUAAUGAUCUCUCUUUGUAUCCGAAAAUCUAAUUUGAAUUAUUUUGAGGAAUUUAACCGGACUUCUAACUACGAAUGGCGAUCAGUGCUCGGCAAAUCUCACCCGCGUUUAAAUUAAUUGUUUACUAAGAAGAAAACCGUUUAAUUAUUUCUCGUUUUAUCUACUUCUCCGUGGAAAUGCUGUUAAGAAAAUUAAUUUACUGCGAAAGAAAAAGGUAAACUUGGAAAUUUAUUUUCACGCCCAAACGCAUCAGCUGGACAUCACGGAUAAAUUUAUCAAUUUCAUCACAAGGCUUGUGAUUGUGUUCUUUAUUACCUUAGGGAACUCAUUUAGCGCCCAGGCGCUGAUAUCAUAAGGUAGAAAAAAAUAUGGAUGGAUCAAACAAACGAAGUUACAAAAUGUUGAGUCUACUCAAUAAUUCUACGAUCGAGUUUAGAAGAAAUAAAUCGUUCUCCGCUCAGCUCGAGAACGAAGUUCCGAUCAUUGCGCCAAAGGAAACAUCUGCAUUUCAACAGUUCAAACUAUAGAGAGCGGGUCUCAUUUAUUAUUAAUGAAAUCUUAAUUGCAGAUCUUUCCCUUUUUCCCUUUAGAACUAUACUCGCUAAUGAAAAUGUAUCGAAUUGCGUUUGAGUUCUGCUCUCUUUUUUCAAGUCCUUUGGCAUGGCACUAUUUUGAGCCGGAGUUCACUUUGGAAUUCCUUGCUUUAUAACUGAUGGCUGCGGCCGAUAGGCAGGUAUCAAAACAUUUAUAGGCUGCGGUUUUCGGCGACCUAAGGGGUGUUUUUGGUUUAGAAUCGGUCGGUGUUUAAUAAUUCACAAAGGCCUCGUUUGACUCAACAUUCAGGCGUGAUCAAGUCGUGCGGGCGUCAACCCAAAAGCUGGAAGAAAACAAAAGUUAUGCUAACAACUGCAGGUCUUAGUGGGCGUAUUCAAACCGGGAAUUGCACUCUGAGACGCAUAUCAUUAGUGCGAAUCGUGCACGACUUUGUCGUUUCUUUGGCAUCAUAACGUAACGGAACUCUGCCAAAUUAAAGAUGCUUUCCAUAGGUGCGACAGAUUGCUAAUCUGCCAGCCUGUUCAUUGUGUAUCUUCAAGACCCGUUGCUUAGGCUUUCAGAAAAUUUAUUUGGCAACUCUUCAAUUUCAAAAACAAGCCAUUAUCUAUAUCUGCUAAAACGAUCAAUGGUGUCUCCAAAAGACGGCGCAAUAUUAGUUUUCAUUUAAGGGUCAUGGCAACCGAGUGUAAUUUUCCCAAAUUAGCAAUUCCCCCCCUCGAUCAUUGAUUUACAUCUGAAAAGACAUGGUUUCAGUUUUAGAAAUGUUCUACUAAUCCUGUUAAUGUCUGUGAAAUUGUGGAAAAAAAUACCUCUAAACCGAUCCAAAAAAAAAAAAGGGGAGUGAGGUAAAUAUUCUGACUUUUAUAAAGUAUGCUCGAUAUAGAUCGAGUGUCAACCAACGUCAAGCUGUUGUCGGCAUAGAAAACACCUUCUAAACUUCCUGUUUUCAGAGCAUCAAAAUUUUUCAGUCUUUUAUCUUUCCUUUUCUCAAACGCCCUGAGUUAUUGUUUUUAUGACAAAUCUCAGUCUAGCAGUCCUGAUUAAAGACCAAAUGAGAGACACCUCGAUUUUGCUUAGCUUGACUUUGGAACUUGUUGUUGUUUUUUUUUUUUGGAUAAUUUUUGCUAAUACAACCUUAACAAUUUUGUUGAUAGCUCUCAUCCAAUUAUGACAUAAUCCGUUUUCUGAAGACAACUUUAUUUUGCAUUGAAAAACUGGCGUAAUUUCCGUUUGUGCAGGCUAAGUCUGUCAAUUAAACUUCAACUUUUAGGAUUCAAUGCCAAUAGAGGGAUUUAAACGAAAAUUUUGCUCACGUACGUAUUUGCCAAAGAAUGACUUAACCUUUCCUUUUUUUCCCGAAUCUGUUGCGAGACUUUAGUGGGUGCUGUAUUGCUAUCCAAAAAAAAAAAACGCUCUCCUUUCAUAAUUUCCAGCUCGCGGGGUUUUGUAUUAAGACUCGUGUUGCUCUCUCUAAGUUUUAUUUUCCAUGGAUACGAAUUAAAUUAAUAAUUACAAAGAGAAUAUAAACUGUCUAUAUUCUCUUGCAAUUACCAAUCUACAGCGCAUACCUCACGGUAUCUAAGUUACGAAAUAUAGAAUAAAGUUUGGUAAUUUCAGGGAGCGAUGCGAUGCGGUUUUUAGUUGGUGGCUGUAAAAAUAAUUUGAAAAAUGAUAACGACGUUAGUAUUGCGGUAAGCAUGUGAAAUUAUUUUUGCCUAGGGAUAGAGAAGUUUUACAGCGGAGUAAAGCAACGUAGUGACUGAUUUUAUUCUAAGACAUUUUUAGUGAAGUUACUUAUUUUCAAAUGAAAAUGCAACACGUUAAUUUUUAGAGGAAAGGAGGCAAAAAUAUCGCCCAUGGAUGAAACCGCUGAUGCAAUACUGUAAGACAAACUGUUGGGAAGAAAUACGCUCAGACCAAAUUGGCGAACAAAGUUAAUUUUAUGAUGUUAUGAUCAAUUUCGCAGACGGGAACAAACUGAACAGACUUUAGUGCCGCGAAACUUCAAGCAGACUUUUAAGAAUCUCUUCAAAGAGACAAUCCUUAUCUGUUUCUCGAUCAAGUUAAAUGACAUCGCUCUUGAAAAAUAUAUAUAUUUUUGUCCAGUUCUGAACUUUGAAUAACCGAUACAGAGUUUGACCAUUAACAUGUAAACAUUGGAUAAAAUUUCUGAGUUUGAAAUUUGUUUUCUUGUUUCUUUCUUUCUGCAGCCGUCCAACACGAGCGAGCCCCACGCUCCUCGCAGGUUGUCCCAGUUGUCCCCACGUGCUCAGUGCUCAGUGGUUCGUAUGAACAACCUCCUGCACACGCUAUCCCAGAACAGCUAUAUUCUUAUUCCAAAAGCAACCCGGGUGACAGAUCACAGCGCCGGGGCAGCCCUGAGCGAGAACUGGAAUCGAACAGAUUGAGCGACAUAUCACGCUUCUCGCCCCCAGUCCCUCAGUACCACGGCCAGAAUAACAACCAGUCACCAGACUCCUCCAAGAAGCGCAACUUUCUUUCCAUAGCAAGUCUGAUCGACACAAAAGACAACUCUGCGCAACCUUCAUCAAGUACUACUGACACUAUUCCUAAACACGAGAGUGAAGACCCCAGAGAAAGGUCACCACUUGUGUACCAGCCCUCCCCAGAGUCUGUAUACGAGUCGGCUGUGCAAUUAUUGUACAUGUCAGUCACUUGGGCAAGAAACAUACCAACAUUUUUGGAUCUUCCUUUCCGUGAUCAAGCAAUCUUGCUGGAGGAAGGAUGGAGUGAGCUUUUCGUUCUGAGCGCCGCCCAGUUCUCUUUACCCGUAGAUAUGGGGCCACUUCUGUCUGCAGCUGGUCUACAGGUAGAUAAAGCUCCCACAGAUAAAAUCGUGGCGGGAAUGGCGGACAUCCGUCUGUUACAAAAUGUGGUGGCGAGAUUCAAGCGGGUGGAGAUUGACUCUACUGAGUACGCGUGUUUGAAAGCCAUUGUUCUAUUCAAGCCAGGUAAGAGGGAAUUUUCAGCUUGAGAAUGUAGUUGAAAAUAGGAAUUAAUGAAAAGUUGGUGGUCAGUGUCUUGUUUUCCCUCCCACUCCUUCUUUUGUUGUCGAGGGAUUUUUUUUUUCCAUUUUGAUUUCUGUAAACGUGCGAAUUUUUUGCUCAUUGCUGCACAAACCUGUUUCUGUCAAGUCGCAGUAUUUCUCGGAUAUUGUUGUGCUGUUAUGGACGCUUUGAUAUUAUUACUUUCUUCACCUGGCGUCGAUUUAGCUAACAGACCAUGUGUUAUAGUUUUCUAUCGGAUGAUGGUUUAUGAAGUCAAAGACAAAACCAGCAAUCGCACAUAGAAAUAGAGAUUGAACAAUCAAGUGGUUUUAGUAUAAAUCUAGCUACUGUUAAAUAAAAAACUUAACAAUCUGUAAACAAGACAAGUUGAUCUUUUUCUUUUGUUCUGUUUCCAACCGCACACUGUUGAAUCAUUCACUGUUUACCACGGAAAAAAAUGGUGGCUGACCAGUAAAAUUGCGGCAUUUUGGUAGAACGCUGGUAGAUUUAUAAUAAAAAGCGAUUAAUUACCUUGCUCUGUGUAAAUUUUUCAUUGUAGACCUUCGUGGUCUCCGAGCACCUCACAUGGUUGAAAGACUUCAAGAUCAAGCACAAGCCAUGCUGGGAGAACAUUGCCGCAGCCAAAAUCCUGACCAGCAAGUGAGAUUCGGAAAGCUGUUGUUGAUGCUACCAUCAUUACGAUCAGUCAGUCCCAAGAUGAUAGAAGACUUGUUCUUCCGCGGAGCUCUUGAUAACGUACCCAUCGAGAGAAUGCUGUGUGAUAUGUUUAAAUCUAGCUAAGCUGAAUGGUAUGCUUUCGUGCAAAAUACAGUGCUUCUCGGUUUUCGUUAUAAAGAGGUACACGUUUUUCGUAAGAAAUGUUGAAUAAUAAUUAACUCAGUAGGCCUAGAUGAUAUCAGCUAUCAAUUUCAAAAGAGCGCAAGCUCCAACAAAGCACUCGUGUAGCGUGGACACCCUGUGCCGAGCGCGGGAUACGAGUGGUGCCUUUGCGCUAAGCGCGGGAAGCAAGGGGGCUAACUGUGCUAAGCGCAGGAAAUAGUUGACGUCAAUUCCAAAUUAGUUUAAAUCGAUUCAGUUGAAAUAUAAUUUAAUUUUAGGCCUCACGUUUGGUAAUAUUGCAAAGAAUCAAGUUAAAAAUUAAAAUAAGUCGAAAAUAACUGUAGUAUGUGCACAUGUAGAUAGUUACUUUAUUUGUAGUUUUCUGCAUGUUUCGGUACAUGUGUUGUUUUUAUGGGAUGGAAAAAGGUAAGCAUCGGUGUUUUUCCUUCGUCAUUUUCUACCAACUUUUCAGGUUUGAUAUCUCUAUUUGAAGGCUUUUAAAGCGACGUUUUUUGGAAUAGUCCAUGGUGUAAAAAUUUUUUUUGUCUUGAGUUCAAGUUUUAUUUCGUAAACAUUAGCUUUAAAGAUUCAUUGCCGAGAUAGCUCGCAAGCAUUCAGUAGAUUUAAAGCUCUGCGAAUGCGAACAAAUGCAAAUCAUCUCUUUACUGUUCAGCUGAAUUGUGGGGAUUUCCGACAAGAAAUGAGUUUCAUAAUGUUCCUAUCUAACGAUAUUCUGGAUGAAUUCCUUUGAAAUGAAAAGGAUAAACUAAAAGGAGAGUUUGUUAAGAUAAACGAAAACCAGAGUAAUAAAAGUAUAAAUAAAUAUGAAGAGUCACUUCGACUGAGAGCAGAACUUCGUAAACAUUUUGAUAGCAAAUGUUCACUUUGUAUCUGAAAAUUUUUUUUUAAACGUUUGGUUACGAAGUAUUUAUAGAAUAGCGAAAAUAUUUAGUAAACUUAUGUAUAUAAUGUAAAAAUUUGUAGCAUACAGUAUUUCAAAACAUUUAAGUGGAUGUAUCAAUUUUUUUUUUCAACUUGUCUUAUUCUAAGUAAUACAUUCUAUUAUUUUCGCCUGAUCAAAUGGAGCGAGUUUGUAAUAGGUGUAGUGAGACUGCGCGGUAAAGACUUCAGUCGAGUUUUUAAAUGUAUAUUCAUAAGCAUUUUUACUGCAAAUGGUUGCUAUGCCUAAUGAGAACCUGCAUUUGUAGCUCUGAACCUCCGUUUCCUUAGAUAAAGACAAGGGAAAAAGUAAAAGUCUUUUAUUGCUUUUUAAGGGUCCUUCAAGGAAUGACCCGGCUAAGGAAGAAGAGUGUCACAAGGCCUGAAAGCAACCUCGUACUCAGGCUCCUUCCGAAAAAAUGGAGGUCCAUAGCAACGAGGUUGUGCUAAGACAUUGAACCAAAAUUUAAAACGACACUUUUGAUUUUAUUUAAUCUUCUUUAUUCUCAGUUUUACUCGUUCCAUCUUAGUCUUUUGUUCCCGUUUGUGAUUUCCUGUCUCACCCAUAAUAUUUUAAUCUCGUCUUGAAGUUUAGGGAAGCUAUACAUAGGGCUAAAAAUAACUUGAAAUAUUAACACUUGGCCUCUUUAACUUCCAUGAUUAAAUUUAUCAAUUAGCUUAAAUAGCAUGCUACAAAUUACGCCUUAGACAAGUUUUAUCUGGCAAGGAAACACCAAACCUGGCCCAUUUUUAUUAGAUAUUUAAAUAAUCGAAAACCCGACGAAGUCUGUCGUUCGCAAAACGCAGUCUGCUCGCUUUUGUUUUUUUGUUUGUUUUUUUUUUACAUAUUUGUAAGUUUUUAGUUAGUCUGGUUAAGUUUAUCUUUUUUCAAUUCUUACUAAAUUGUAUUACAAGUAUAUUGCAUUUCAGCGACUAUUUUACGCAACAGCUUUAAACUGCUUUUAAUAACAAUUGAUAAAAAAAUCUUGUGCUUGUACAAAGGGAUUUUUCUUAAUGUAAAUAAUAGAUAUUUGCAGGAAAUAAGCACGACGUAAACGCUCGUGAUAAUAUUUAUUGCUGAAAUAAAAAUCACCAUAUCUUGCAACGUAGUUUGUUUUGAAUGCUAUUAAAUCGGUGGCGAUCGAUGUUCUUAAAGUUCAAAAAGCCCAUUCCGUUUUCAUUGCCGUGAGCUAAAUGUACCUUACGUUACAUCUUCUGAAUCAUGGUCUACCGGCGGUAUUCGUGAUAAAUAUCUAAAAGUUUUGCUCCAUGGCAAGAUCCUCCUCUUCAAAUUUUCCCCUAUCUUUAAAGAAGAUGAAAACGAAGUGUCCAUGUUACAAAAUCCUACUUGAAAUGAGCUUAACUUAGAGCAGUCAGACUAGCUGAAAAAAAAACGAAACAAAAACAAAAAAAAGAUAUGUUUGAGUGAUUUUUUUUAUUUAGCCGUAAAGUUGGCUUGUAACUUUGCAAAAAUCAUUUGAAUUCACAAUAAUCCUCGGAAAAGAUCGAGCGAGAGCUCUUUGCAUUAGGACGAAGGGUAAAAUCUGGUCGUCUUAAAUCUAACCUACGGUCUCAGAUGGUGGGAAAUAAAACUAAAACCAUCGCAAAAUGACAGAAAAUUGCGCAAAAUCUCCCCUAUCGAUAGACCCAAGUUUCGAGUUAAUGCCAGCGGAAUUUAAUGGCCGUGAGAGCCUGAAUUGAGUCCUGUCACCGGGGUGUCAAAAUGGCGGUCGGCCGAUCAAGGUUAUCGUUCUUAGCUUAUUUUUUACUAGUUUCAUUUUCCACCAUCAUAGAAGCACAAAAUGAGGACAGCGAUUUAGUCAAAGAGAUGGAAGCUGCCGAGAAAGAGAAGAAAUACAGUGAGAUCGACACGGCAUUCCUGCUUGUCAUGAUGUUUUUGUUGAUUAUCACCGUGUUAACUGUAUGGUUGUUUAAAGUAAAGCGUUUCCGCUUUCUGCACGAGACGGGAGUUUGUAUGAUAUACGGUGAGUUUCCUAUUAUAAGUUUGUUCAGUUGAUGAACUGGUUGGCAUUGCAAAGUAUUUGAACAGAGAUGCUGGCGAUGUGUGAGCUCUUGACAGAAGUGAAACCUUCGUCACCUGCACCGAUUGAUCAAGUCCGCUCACAACUGACCAACUGAUGUUUCAGAUAUCCGGCAUAUUGCCAAAACUUGCCUUCGAAACUGAUAAAUUUGUCUUCGUAGCUUGCAUGCAUUUCAAUGAAUGUUCAAUCCCCGUGGUAAGCUUUCAUUAAAUUUUUGUGGGAAAGGCUUCAACCCUUGCGUCUCAAAUUCUGCACUGAGUUGUCACCACCAAUCACCAAAAGCGCAGAAGACUUUACGAGGUGAAAAGAUCGCAUACAAACAAAUACAAAACAACAACAGCAAAAAAAAAUAGAGUUCAUUUUUCAAAUUUAGUGGUUAAAAAUAUACCAAGAAAUGCAAAUGUUUGGAGUAAUUUUCAGAAAAAAAUAUUUUCCUGAUAGAUUUAUUAAUAUACAUUGUAAAUAAUAAAAAUGCCAUAGAAACAAUACUUUUGAGAAUUUACCUGUUUAGGUCUGCUGUGUGCCGUUAAGCUUCCUAAGAAUAAAUACCCAGACAAAUUUUUCUUUUGAUGUUUUUUUUUUUUCACGUUUGGACUAAGUCACACAGGAUCUAGUUCUGAGAAUAGUCUGAAUGCAUUUAGACUUACUUGGAUUUCACAAAUAUUCCAAUGAGAAGAAAAGAAUCAUUUGUUCAAAUGAUUCAUAUUUACAGUGUUUUUGUACAUUAUGUCAUUCAAUUGGAAUAGAAGGGCAACUAAAAUUUAUAUAUAUCUUAACCCUUUCACUAUCAAGAUAUCUUUAUUUAUUCUCCUGUCUGCCAUCAUACUCACCAUGUUUGUUUAGAGAAUUUGGUAUUGGAUCAACUAAUCAUACCUUCAUUGAUAUUUUUCUUUAUUCUCAUCACUUGUCUGUUUGAUAUUGUAUUAAUGUUAUGGGGAGAAGUUCUGUCUUGGUCACUCAUGGGAGUUAAAGGGUUAAGCCCCAUUCAAAUGGUCAUGAUAAUUGAUGAUAGCUGAUGAUAGUUUCAACUUUCAUUCACUUUGCAUUCAAACAGUCCCUAAUAUGUGACGAUAGUUGAGAAAAUCAUGCCAUGAUGAGAUCGUGUAAUUGUAAACAAAUAUGGGGCAUGCUGAUAUCAGUAAUUUUGAUGGUAUUUAAAAUUUUAAUUAAGAAGUUGCAAUUUGAAGAUACAUGCACUGAAACCUUCCAGGAGAAGAUGAGAUUGAACCAUGAGACAUUCUGCAAAAUUUUUACCACUACUUUUGUCAUUUUAGCAUUUGCCAUUUAACCAAAAAACUUUCAUUCACUAUCAUCAAGAAUCAUGUUGAAUAUGAACUUAUCCAAAUUGCAUGAUACUCAAUGAUAGUUGAUGAUAGUGCUUGAUAGUUUGUGUUCAAACACACGUGACCAUUGAAACUAUCAUCAACUGUUUGUAUGGGGCUUAAUUGUUACCAUGGACUCCUUAAAGAUGAUUCUUAGAUUAUGAUUAUGUGGUGCAAAUCAAUAUCUAUGCCAAGUUGAAAAUAAGAGGGGGUCAGGGAUGCAAUCUGACCUAGACCUGACCUUCCCUUUUUGACCAAACUAAAAUCCCUUGCUUUUUCCACUGUGCCACCACUAAUUACUAAUAACUUCACACCUAUGCUCUGUUUUACUAACUGAAUGCCUGGAAAAGGCUAUGUUCCAAAGUUUGUUUUUACCAUUUCUGGAACAAAAUAGUUGGCAAAGAGAUUGCAAUGUUUUGGAAUAACAAGCCAAAUCUUUCUCAAAUAUGAUAAUUUGGUUUUAUUACCUGAGUUGAUGAUACGAAUUGACCACUGUAAAGAGUUUUUGAAGGUGGCAUUCAAGUAUCAGCCAUCUGUUAGAGCAUCAUUUUUAUUUUUCAGUCAUCCUGACAAAGGGCCGGUGCUCUAAACAUCAGGUUUAGAAACUUCUGUUAUGGUCAAUUUAGAUUAUUAACUUAGUUUAAUAAAACCAAAUUAUCUUGUCAUAAUUCCAAUUAUAAAAUGUUCAGAGAAAUGCGUGUGCUGUGAUUGGUCAGAACAAGCAUGCGCCUUACUUCACAUGAGUGCACUUUUUAGAUAUAAUGCAUGCAGCCUAUGUCAUUGGUAUGAGCUCGUGCAAUUCACAAUAACAAGAAGUGUGAGAAACACUCACCUUUGGCUCGUUCUUCUCUGCACUUCUCUCAAUGUUCUUUAAAAUUCCUGUGUGCUUAUAUAACUCAACAAUGCACUUGGUGCACUUUUUUAUAUCUUUGUCGAUGCAGCACCACAAUUUCUGAAACUUCCCUCUAGUAUUUUUUUCCCAAAGACCCAAACUUUCAUCCCCUGCCCCUCCUAUACAAUAUUGCACUUUAUUUUCAUUGAUCCCAAAACAGCAAGUUAAGGGAAGCAGGGGGGGUGGGGUGGUUGUAUAUUCAUUUCAAAUUUCACUUUUUAAUUCUUCCUUUAAAUUUGCAAGGUGCAUGAUGUGUUGACCACAGUUGGCAUGGAUUGGUUGAUGGGUAAAUUGUGCUAAGUUUUUGUUUUUUUCCCAGGUAUGAUAAUUGGUCUUCUCAUAAAAUAUUUAAGUAGAAAUAAGAGAGUGGAAGUUACUUACCCAAACUGUACCAUAAGUACUGCAAGAAAGAAGCUGUAUAUUAGCACUUCAAAUGGUUCACAGUAUUCAUAUACAUUGUCUGGAGCAGUGCAGAAUUCUGGUCAAGAAAGUGAACUGGAGCAGAUGGUAGGUACAAUGAAGAAUAUUUACAUGCUGAUGAUAAGCUAAUACAAGGUUUCUUACACACAUUUUUAUGUUUUUAAAGUGAUUCAGUUCAAAAAGUAAUAUGUUUGCAAUCUAAUUAGUAUUUUUUAAAAGCAAUGGUGCAUGAAAGUCUGUCCCAGGACAGAAAACAGGAAAACAACCUCAAAAGUUUUGAAACCUUGUAGCUAAACUUGGUAGAAUGAAACUGCAGGUCAUGUUAUGUAUGCACAUGCAUACAUAAGGAUUUUUACCAUCAUGGUAGCUCCUCAAGAAUUAGGUUAGACUUGCACAUGUGCUAUGUUGUAAUACUGUGUUGUGCUCACCUUGAAUCAAGCAAGUCUUUUCAUCAAGCUAACAACAGUUUAACGCAAAUCAAACUAGUUAGCUGCAAGUGUUUUAUAGUAAAAAAAAUUUAUACAUGUUGUGCUCCCAUGACAAACAGAGAGUACAGGUGAGAAAAAUAAGUCAGGGUAAAGGAACAAUGUAUUAACCCUUUUCACCCAAACAUCAGUAUAAAUAUUCUCCAUACUAUUCUCUGUACACUUCCUGAUGCGCUGACAAGGAGAAUUGUGUUAUCAAUCAAGAGCUUCUUUGGUUGGUGAUCAUUUCCUUUAUUCUCAUGACCUUAAUGUUGGAUUCAGGGGUAAAAUUGUAAGAAGAAAUUAAAUACUAAUCACUUUAAGAGGUCAAAGGGUUAGAUAACUGUUAUUAGAGUACAAAGCAUAACACGCCAAGCAGUAAAGAUCUCAGAAUUUUUGCUUAAUAUAUAAAUGAUCAUUUAGUAUCAGUAAAAAGUACUUUGUUGAUCAGAAAUGAGAGUUGAAAGCCUUUUGAGAUGUACAGUUUACAUUUUUCAACUUUUUUUCCUGCAGGCUGUUUUUGAUCCUGAAAUAUUUUUCUAUGUUCUACUGCCACCAAUUAUUUUCUAUGCUGGAUAUGACAUGAAAAAGGUGAUAACCAAGUGAACUUUUGUUAUAAUCUAAAUGUGUACUUCACAUAUUUCCUUUUACAUGAAUAUAAUUAAAAAAUAGUAUGAGAGCACACUGACAUCUCACUUAAGAAAAAUAAUUCAGAGCAAACAGAACAAGCCCCAUGACCUUCUUCUUGCUUGUAACACAUCAAGCACUUUGAACCUUAGAAACAAAUGGAGGUUUAGGCCCAUGGUCAAGACAAAAAACUGUUUCAAUAGUUUUAUCACGUUAAUGCCCUUAAAUCCUGUAAACUAUUUUACUUAAAUUUUAUAUUCAUUUUACAUGUUUUGUUUACAAACCUAACGGAUAUACAACAAAUUUUUCCCCACUAAACUUGCUGUAAACUACUAGUAGUUCUUGUUAUUAUUGAUAUUACCUUUGGUAAUAAUCGUAUUAUUCAAUUUGUUAGUUUCAGAGAAAUUAUAUGUAAACUUUUUAUUUAUUCAUCUCUCAUACCUUCUUGUAUAGAAUUAGUACUAUAUAGAUUUAUUUAUUAUUUUUAAUCUAUAAUACACUUUCAGCGCUUUUUCUUCCGGAACAUUGGUGCCAUCCUUACAUAUGCAUUUGUUGGAACAACUGUCUCGUGCAUGGUGUUUGGGUGAGUAGAUUUGGUACCUACUGUACACAGUGCUGUGCAACUCAAAGAUAAGGGGGUACUGAAGACUAGUAUGGUACCAUUCCCUCAUCUGAUGUGCAUGUGUUUGCAUGCAGACUGUUAUUAAAACAUGUUACGAUGAAGUGUAUGACUGUGCUAUUGUUGCUCAUUGUCAUGUAACUUUGCCUUGUGUGCCAUUGUGUCCAAUUGUGUCCCACAACUAAAGCGAUGGUAAUGUGAAAGGGCCAGUCCGCAAGCAUGAAAUUCAUAAAAUAAUUAUGAAAAUUGUUGUAUACAAAUUGUUGAAUAAAUGAGUGGGUUAAUUUGGAAUCUCUUAUACUUUUCUUUAAAGUUAUGAAAGGAAUGGCUUAUGAACAUUAAGCACUUGCUGGAACAGCACAACUCUAACUCUUUGUUUGAUGUCAUAAUGGUAUUAAACAGGAAUAGUGGCUGAUGAGGAAACAUACAUACACAUACAUUUACAUGUAAAUUAAGCAUGUAAAAGUUACAGAUAUGAUGAUGGCUAAGAAUUCUUUUCCUAAACUGCAUGGCUGAUUAGCAUUUUUGGACUUGUUAUGAUUUCAUAUUGAUACUAUUAUAAUAAUACUUAAUAUGCUUUUUGUUGUUUGUUUUUCUAAUAAUAUGAUAAUGCUUCUGAUAUGCUUAUAGUACUAAUGAUAUUAACCCUUGAAAACAGUCAUCUCUCUCAAUUCAGAAGGAAAAGUAUGAUUGUUGGAAAGGAAAAUAGUAAAUUAAAUUGUGUGCAUUUUGAUUAAGUGAUGUGAAAUUAAAACAAUGUUAUUGCAACAGCCAAUCAUAGGGAAGGAAUAUAUCACAAAAAGCCAAUGAGAAUGUUAAGGAAAGACAAGUUGCAAUUUGUUUUAAAAUUGAGUUUGAUUGGCUGAGAGGUUGGUACAACCUUUUUAUGUCAAUCACUGACUAAAGUAAAGCAAAUCCAAAGAAAUCCUGGAUAAAUAAAGAAACUUGCUUUUGAAGUUUAAGAAAUUAUUUUAAUAUACUUUUACAAUACUUCCUUACAAUACUUCUUGCCAGCUGUUGUGUAUUGAAUUUGUACUGUCUGUUAAACAGGGGGACAAUGUAUGCCUACACAAAGUUCGAUUCUCGUCAUGUACCCAAAGAAUUUGGUUUCCUGGAAUGCCUCUUAUUUGGAGCUCUGAUAUCAGCCACAGAUCCAGGUUUGUUGGUUUGAACUACUCAGAGACAAACUGGCUGGUCAAGGCAACACCAACCUAAUGAGCAAGGAGCAAAAUUUUCACUUGUAUUACAGUGCACCAGUAAAUAACAGAUUAAAAAUUCAACUAUUAUUUCAUAUUCAUAGUAUUUUAGCUUUUAGUUUGCAAAAUGCUCCUACACCCUUAUCUGGGCAUCUCAUUGUUUGCAUAAGGCAUAUGUGAAAGAGGAAAGCAACACAAAGGAAACCAUCUAAGUGUUCUUUGUGACCAUCAACAAAAUCUGAUAGACUUAAAAGCUUGUUUCUUACAAAGUUAAGCCUAAAAGGCCAAAAAAAAUUCAAAGUUUGAAUCAAGCAGCCAGCCAUUUUUUUGCACCUGUUUCAGUAAGUGUAAUACUGUAGCAUAGCUUGUGUGUUUGGAUGCCCUUAUAUGGUAAAUUAUCGUAGUUCCACCAAACAGUUCUGGUGUAUAUGGUUUUAUGAGUUGCACAGUAAGUACACUGUGUCCUAUUUUCAUAAAAAGUUAACUGCUUAAUCCCUAGCCUGCUGAAUAUUCCAUGUCAAUUUAUCUUUCUAUGCGAUUAUAGAAUUCAUUUGAUCAAAAUGUUCACUGCAUGAAUUUAUUACUGUUUAUUUGCUCUUAACUCCCAAUAACCUGAACUUACCAUCACCAUCUCAAACAUUUUCAGUUUCUCUUUAAGUUUCAAAUUAUUGGGAGGCAACUCUACUCCAUCAAUAGUUGUGAAAAGUUGCUCUUUUCCAUUACCCCUCUCAGAGUUUAUUCUCUUGUUUGCACCUUUUGUACAGUAGAUCCAUCAUAAACUCAAACGUAAUAUUACUGUGAUUUUUUUUUCAGUAACAGUGCUGGCCAUUUUUCAUGACCUGCAUGUGGAUGUGGAUCUGUAUGCUUUGGUAUUUGGUGAAAGUGUCAUGAAUGAUGCUGUGGCAAUUGUUCUCUUCAGGUAGGAAGUAGUGUGGGUGAGAAUUUGGAUUAGAUAUUUAUUGUAACUAAUAGAAUUGUUUGUUGUGUCAAGAGCACAGCACAGUUGAUGAAGCAGUAUUAGCUCACUUUUGGCAAACAAGGAAACUACUAUAAUAAUAUGUGGUUUCUUAAUGAUCCAAAAAACAAAUCAAAUACAAUACUUGUGACAGCUCUUGUGGUAGAAAGAUACAUUAUACAGCAACUGUAAAGAGUAUGUGGAAUACAGAUAUUGCCAUCUCAAUUCUUACAACAUGUGUGAAGGUAUUUUUGGUUGUGAAGUUGAGUAUUUCAAGGCAAUUUGACCAAGAAACAAUGUACAGGAAGACUUAUUGAGCCACCUCCUGAGUUGUCCACUGUUAAAUCAUUAUUUAUUUAUUUAUUAUUUAAUUAUAUUUGAGUGUGAAUUAAAACUCUACCUGUCUCCACCCAAAGAAUUGUUUUUGAGAGGAAGUGCACCUGACACAUACCUAUAUUUUCAUGCCAUGUCAGGCAUGAAGUGUAGGAAGAAAAAACGAGACAUGAUUGAAUGAAGUCCGCAAAAUGGUCUGACAUAGUACAAAUUGGCAAAUGGCGUGACUGAGCUUAAGCUCAGUUCUGUGUUUUGUACUACCACUGGUAGAGCAUGCUCUUUCAACCAAUGACAGCGUGCAUUAUAUCCGAACUUUUUUUAUAAAUGAAUUUAAUCAAAAUUAGAAGUCUCAAUUGUUCUUCAAUGUUGCUUGUCUUUUCAGAUCUGUAGAGACGUAUCUGUUAGACAACGCAGGCACUGGAUUUCAAGUUGACAAGUUCUUUGAGUCAGUGGGUGUUUUCAUUGGUGUUUUCUCGGGUUCUUUCUUUCUCGGUUUUGCUAUGGGUCUUGUUACUGCUCUUGUAUCCUUUCAAAAGUUUAUUUAACAUUAUUAUAAACAAUGGAGGAUAAAAUCUUGGGACACUUACGGAAUCUUACAAAAAUAAAAUACAUCCCUUUCCCCCCCCCCUCAAAAAAAAAAGAUGAAUUUUGUGUGCUUUGUAAAUUUUACCGAGAUGUGGUGACAAUUUUUUUUGAGGGGGGGGGAGGUGGUGGGAAGUUUUUGUUCAUAUGCCUGAAUUGGCAAAAAGUGGUGUUUUGUAAUAUAUUUGGAUAUAGAAUUUGUUGUCAAUAUCUGUCCCAUGGAGGUUUGAUGUUCGUUAUGAACAUUUUGUGGUUUUAGACCCUUAACAUCACAACAAAAACAGGUGACAAAACUCACCAAAAUCUCAGACUUUCCUCUCUUAGAGACGGCUUUGUUCUUCCUACUGUCAUGGACCACAUUUCUCAUGGCAGAGGCAGCCAAUCUAACAGGUAAGUGUCUAAAAGUUCACGGAAUACCAAAGUAAUGGAGAAAACCUUAUUAUCACAUAAACUGCGGUGUCAUACAGGAAUUUCCGGCCCUGGGAAAAGCCGGAACAACACACGUGAAAAAAUAUCGAAUUUUUUUUUUUUACGUGUGUUGAUAUAGCCAAUCAGCUGCUGACACGUCUCACGCCUUUGGCGCCACUCGGUCAGUUUGAUGAAUGAACGGCAAAGCCUUCACGAUUCACGAGAGAUGCUAUGUAAUAUCCUCUAUUUAUUACAUAAACUGCGGUGUUAUAUAGGGUUUUCUGGCCUUGAGAAAAGCCGUAACAACACACGUGAAAAAAAUAGAUAUUUUUUCACGUGUGUUGAUAUAGCCAAUCAGCUGCAGACACGUCACUCGCCUUUGGCGCCACUUGGUCAGGUUGAUGAAUGAACAGCAAAGCCUUCACGAUUCCCAAUACAAGUUGUUUAUCGGAGCUUUCUCGAAUUAUGGCGGCUAGAACACUAUAAAAUCUGUAUCGCUGACAGACAAUAAGGUUCAAACUUUUCUAGAAGGAGAAGAAAACCAAUAAACUGAGAGAAAAACCGAAAGUUACGUAUUCAGUGGCUUUGGUGUUAGCAUCUCUCUCAGCUGAGAAUGAAAAUCGACAACUGGAAGAUUUGCCACUAGCCAAUUUUGGCCGUUUACCUGAAAGACUUCUUCUGUCGGUAAGGACAAAGUCAAUAAAUGAGAAUUUUGUAAAUUGAAAAUUACGACCAUUGUUGUUUUUGUAAUCAUGAUUCAACGCAUUUUUCCAUCUUAAGAGUUAGCGCUAACGCACUCUACGAUUGUUAUUCGGGGAUUGUCGAUUCAUUUAUUUUCAUUCAUUGAUGAAAUCGGCUUUUCUUCUCAGUAAAAGGCUCGUGUUCAACUCGCUGCGCUUACUCGUGAGCUAUCGAGUUAAACACUCGAAGAGAAAUUCCAUAUCUACGCGCGCCCAUGUAUUAUUCUCUAUUUAUCUAGGUAAUCACGAUGAAAAUAAUGUUGGGAAUGUAGUAAAUAAAGAAAGCACUGGCUAGUAAUUCUGCAUAGUUAUCUUUAUUACCAUAAAUUUGAGAAUUAUUACUUCUCAUUUAUUAACAUGCAAAAAGACACCUGAUGGAUUAAUAUAAUUGUAAUCAUUGCAAUUUCCGAAUUGGGCUCCACUCAGUCCCAUCACCAUCACUAAUUUAAAAAAAAAAUUAAUUAUAGUAAUGAUAGUAAUGAGAACACUCAUGAUAAUGAUAAUAAUAUUAAUAUUAUUGUAAAUAGUAAUUGUUAUUGCUAUUCUUAUCUUUUAUGUGGAUAUUUUAUGUGUAUUAUUAUUAUCAUCAUUACCAUUACUGUUAUAAUUUUUAUGUGUAUUGUUGUUGAAACCGUAAAAUCAUUUUCAUGCUGUUUCUCUCCAGGCAUUGUUGCAGUUCUUUUCUGCGGAAUUUCUCAAGCUCAUUACACAUAUAACAAUUUAUCAGAAGAGUCAAAACAGAACACAAAACAGGUACUGUACUUCUAAUAACUUUGGCUUGUCAUUUACAUGUGUACUGUACUUAUCCUCAAAACAUAUUUUUUAUAUAUUUUUUUGUUAAGCUUCAGGAAAAUCAUACACUUCAUGAUACUACGGGGAAAGUAAUUUCCGAGCCCGAAAGGGGCUAGGAGAAGUAGCGGCGGUGAACUAAAUGUUCGCUCGCAUUAUGUGAUUAUUUCACUAUUUAUUCACCAUUUAGCACUUUGAUUUUAGUUUUGCGAAAUACGCCCUACCGCCUUAUCUUUGCAUCAUAUCGAUCGCAUAAGGAGUAUACAAAGGACGAAAACAACACGAAAGAAAUCACUACUGUGUUUUUUUGGGACCAAAAAAAGAUCUAUAUCGCGCUUAAGAUUUCGUUUGUUUCAACAUGAAACCUAAAAACGAAAAACAAAUCAAAGUUUUACGUCGUUCAUUACGGUCACUCUGUUGCUCCGUAGUUUUACCCUGUUCUGUAGUGUAAUACUUUGGAAUAAUAGUUUUCUUACAGCUCUUUCUACCGAAAAUUACAAAGCUAACCUUGAUAUGUUUUCCAACGUUUCUUUGCAGACGUUUGCACUCUUAAAUUUUCUAGCGGAGAGUUUUAUAUUUUCAUACAUGGGGUUAUCUCUCUUCACCUUUCAACAUCACCAGUGGAAUAUUGGAUUUAUAUCAUGGACAUUUGUAUCUUUUUUUAUUAAAUUGGAAUGGUUACUUGGAAAGUAACACCUUAACAAAUAACUUCUCAUCGUUCGAAAAUGACGUUUAAUGAACAGAAGAAUUUUUACGGGGCUGUGUUAUUGUUUCUGGUUCUGGAAAAAAAUUAAACGAUAGCUCCCAUGUGAAUCUGUACAGAAAACAUUUUUAAACUGUCAACUUUUUAAAUAAAUUGUUUGUUUUUCUAUUUUAUUAUUACUUUUUAACGUUUAAGAUUUGUGAUACCGUGAAUAAUUUGCACAAACGGACUUAAUUUAUGCAGAGCUAGUUGUUGUGGAGCGGUAAAAAUUCGGAGACUAAAGCAACGGUGCUAGUUUAUGUUGACAGCUCCACGAGAGAGCACAAUCUUUUGUUUCUGUGUUCACUUUUUGUAUUAUAGUUAGUUCAUCAGAAGUUUAAUUGGUCAAUUAGUUUAAAAGAAUCGUGAAGCUAAUGAAUGUUGUGCACCGCAAAGGUACCAGCAAAAGCAUUCAACAAAGACAAUUUCUCGGUUUUCCCUCCUCGCUAUUGUUCAUCAAUUGAUACAGUUUGUUAACGAUUAACAUACCUAAGCAAGAGCCCGCUUGGGUUAUGCUGUAAUGAUAUUUUACUGAUUGAACGUUCCUUAGCCAAUCAUUGGUUAUUGAUUCUUAACUGUUUGAUGUACAGGUUGCCAUGACUUUAGGAAGGCUUUUAAACGUUUAUCCAUUGUCGUUUUUACUUAAUUUGGGAAGGCACAGAAAGAUUAGUUAUCAAUUUCAGCAUAUGAUGGUGUUUGCAGGUGAAUAAUCUGAAAGUUGUUUUUUCAAGGAAAAGAAUGUAGAACUUGCGUAUCGUUAUUGAUGACGAUCAGUGCUCUAAGUGAGUGCAAUUCUGUCUGACAUUAUACGAGUGAUUAACAAAAUUGUACAACAGCGAAACGAGAGUCCAAUUUGGUAACUCCGUAAAUGAGUACAUAUAGAAUUGGAAGACACAAAAUGCUUUUCGAAAUUAAUCGAUAGAGUAAGAGCAUUCCCCCUUUUCGGCGAAGUGCGUCGCACGAUUAAAAAAAAAAAUUGAUGUCAGCGCGUUCCGAGAGCUUUACAAAAAUCAAAAAUUGUGAUACACACCGUGGGUUAAACCUCUUCUACUAAUGAAAACACAACACAAGAUAAUGAACUGGUGUGGAGUUCGUGUUGUUAAACGGCCGAUUUUUUUUUUCAACUAAAAAUGGUGGUAAAACUGAAUGAAGUGUACUCAGGGAGAACUCAGGGGAGUAAUUCCAAAUCGCCCAAGGGUGAGGCUGUAACUUUUUUUUUUAGAGUAACAGACUCAACUGCAAUUACCGUGGGCAUCUUAUUGAGUCGAGUUAUGCCUGUUCAUUCAGGCUUUGACGAGGAGAUAAGUGCUCUUUUUUUACUUACAAACCUCCAUAAAUGUAGCAGUGUAAUUUUACACCUUUUAUCCGUUCAAUGAAGGUUUGCGAGGUGCCGUUGCAUUCGCUUUGGCCAUGCGCAACACGGAAUCAGUUUCUCGUCAGAUGAUGUUGACGUCAGUACUAAUUGUGGUUUUAGUAACUGUUAUUUUCAAUGGAGGUGCUACCAUGUCGGUACUCUCAUUUUUGAGGAUAAGGUAGGAUACUGUUUUAAACAUAAAGCAACUAAAAUCCAUUUGCAGACAUGUCCAUUUACAGGAAUUUGUCAAAGUUCUUUUGAAAUCACCUCUGACUGUUGCAAUCUAAUUUGAUCCCAGAGUUCCAAAUAAUUCGCUAGUCACUCCUAUAAAUAGCUUCACUUUUUCUAAAGGAAAAUAUUUAUUUGUUAAAAGAAUUAAGUAUUUUUUUCUUACGACGGAAUCAAAGUAUACGUAGUACGUUCUUAAGUGGGUUCUGUUGCUUUUGAAUCCAAUUUUUAAAGUGAACAUGUUCCAUUUGUUUUUCAGGGUUGGCGUAGAUCCUGAAGAAGAAGAUAAGCGGUCUACCUAUGUUUCGGUCAGCACUGUAGGUUCUUUCCGUAUUAGUGUUCAAACUUUCUUGCCUUUUUCGGGGCAACCGUGUUUAAUUAACUUGAAGACCACACCAAUAGAUACUAGAGUCGGGUCUUCUUUGCUUUGUGGAGCGUGGCCAUGAAUCCUUUUCUUCCUGAAUUUUGCUUUUAUCUAUCUCUGUUAUUACCACUUCCGCCAUCUACUAGCAAAGUUAGCCAUCACUUUCUUUUGCCUCAAGUCGUCAAAUGUGCUUUAUUAUUUUUCUUGUUUCGCCGGGUAUGUUGAGUCUCACAGUUGUGCCAGUUUUACGCAUGACUCUCUCCUCUGGCCUCAAAUGAUUGUUUCAUCUACACUCUGCAAACGGCCAUUACCGUCGAUUGCAUCUAUCCUUCUACGCACAUGUUCUGUUGGCGUAGCCAACUUCAAUGUUUUGACAGCAUUGCCUCCCACUUGAGAGGGUUUUCACGCUUGCUGAUAAUGAUCGGAAAUGGCAGUUGCAUCAAACAAGGCCAAAAUAUGUACUUGAACUUCUGCCUUGUUUGUCUUUUUUUUUAUUUGUUUGUUUGUAUGAUCAACCACCGACUUACGAAAUCAAGAAAUUAAAUCUCGCACAGCUAGAUAACAACAAGGAACACAACAUUACCUAACGCUCAAAUCACAGUUUCCGUGGAAAUAUAUUUGCGUACAUUCUCUCGACCUCUUGGUACACACUUUGAACUUUUGCUGUCAAAACGUUGAAGUUUGAUAGGCCAACACAACAUGUUGUCAUCGCGUGCGUGGAAAGGUAGACACAAACAACGGUACCUGUAGAAAGAGGAGUUAAGUUAGGCAUUAAAGAAUUAACCAAACACACAAAAUAUAGAAGGUUGUUGCCCGUUCUUUUUAAUUUGAUGAAAUCAUACUGUCGAGUCUCCUUGAUUACUUUUCUGUGUUUAGUGCUUUUAUUUUGAUUGGUAUUAUUAUUAUCCAAGUUUGUUUGUGAACAAAACAAGUUCUUUUCGUUUAGUUUGUACUUGUCAAUUAUUAUGUUACCAUCUUUUUUUUUUUUUUUUUUUUUUCAUGUUCAAAUAAUGUAGGAAGCCGACGACAAUCUCAGAUCUGCGCAGUCUCAUUACGAAAGAGCUUGGAUCUUUAGAAAGUGGUACGACUUUGAUGUCAAAUAUCCUUUUGUGAAAGAGUUGUGUUACUUGCGUUGCAUUUUAAUUGUGCUUUUGUAAAGCGAGAUUGAUGCUGUUGUAUGCAGCAAAGUGUACUGUGCAUGUCAGAAACUUUUUAUUGAAACAGCUCAGCAGAUUAAACUCGUUUGUUUUCAUUGGUAUGGAGGUUUCGCCCAUUUCAAGUUUGCCCUUUACCUUCUUUGAGAGUACGCCCCUGUAACAAAGCAGGUUCGCCCCCCACCUAUACCAGUUUUAUGUCAUGAAUGGAACUGUUAGCGAGGUUAUUCUUUCGCCCAUUUCAACAACGCCUUCUACCAUUUUAGAGAGUUCGCCCCUGAAGCAAAGCAGGUUCGCCCAACCUAUACCAGUUUCAUGUCAUGGAUGGAACUAUAGGGGAGAUUAUUCAAUACCGACCAAUUUAGUUCUGGAAUGAUUAGGUGUUUUGAGUGGAUAAUCGCUAUUUACUUUCUUAUCGGGUUUACUUUAGUUUUUAUCCCAUAAACUUGGUGAAAAGGUCUUAACAUAGUUAAACAGGUCAUAUUGUUACUUCCAGAAUGAAGUCAAGAUUCCUGAUUUGUUGGUAAAUGUGGUAAUUAGCCUUUUGGAGCAGUUCGCCUAGACAAACAGCAUGAAUGGGUAUUUUAACGAAACUUUUAGGGUUUUUAUCAUUAAAAAAGGGUGAUUAGAAAGUUAGGGUUCGUUCGUUGUAGGGCCAUUGCGUUGGCUCAGUUUUAGUCGAAGCGCGAAGAUAAGUUCGACACGAGAAGUGUUGCUAUUGUACUUUGAUUACAAGUUUAUCCAGCCUCCGACAAACGAAAGAGAAUGGAAAGAAGGAAUAAACUCUCUUCCCUUCCUUCGCGCAGAACAGAGCACGUUGCAUUGGAGGUCAAUUUAUUGGUGAAGGGUAAAUGUUGUGAAAACGAGACUUACUUUCAUUUCCUUGACAAACUUUACGUAUAUGAAACCUAUUUUUACCAACUAUGGCCAGCCUCUGACAGAGACUUUACCGGGAUGGUGCGGUCCUCUUGCAAGAUUCCUCUCAAGAUCGCGGCCUGAUGCAAAGGUACUGUUUCAAAUUUAAGCGGAAGGUUUUUCUAGAUAAAUGAACGUCUAAUCGUUUUUCUCAUGGUGUAAGAGUCAGGCUAAUCAAUCGUGUGUUGAUCGCGACGUUAAGACUGCUACACUGCUAGUUUUUGUCAGGCGACGAGGUUGGUAGUUUACAUUUUGCUCUUUAUAGUAUCUUACCUUGUUAUUUUGUUAUCGCUGUGUCACAGCGCGCUCUCAUUGGUGCAUUUCGAUCAUCAGUGUCAUUCCGUCUAUUAGAUGUUUGUCCCUCAUAGUUGGGUUUUGUCUCUGAUUGGCUGUCAUGGUUUUUGAUAGUUCGCAUCCAUGUUUCAGGGAUUUCGAUUCCGUUAUCCCUACUCUUUUUGUAAGGAUAAAGCCUUAUGUGAUAGGCUUCUUUAACCCUUCCUGUGUGCCAGGGAAAGUCAUGAUCAAUAAACCGAACCUGGUCCUUAACAGGAACAUGUCCUGUUUCAAUGUCGUGUUCCGAAAUCGCCGAAUUCUGAGCGCGAGCUGGUGCUAUAUCUCUUUCAUGUUUUUUAAUUCUAUCUGUCAUCGCAACGGAAGUGGAAAAUGUUCAAAACGGGAAGAUAAAAUUGAAUAUGGUGUGUCCCUGCAAAUGUUUUGCAUUAUUUUGUAUAUUAACGUUCAUCCAUAUAAACUGCCAUUUAACAACCGUAAGUAGGCAACUCUUGGUGUGGACCCCAGCUUUUACGGGUCUUGUUUCAAUGUAGGCAGAAACCGUGGUAACAGAUAGCGACGAAGACAUGCUGAAUAUAAAUGGAGAACUGAGUUUUACCAGCGAAGUUAUGGUCAGACCCGCCAGCGGCAGUGUGAACAGUGGUGAGCCGCCUGAUCAGAUAAUGGAAGGAGACCUUGGAUUAGGUGCUGUGCAAAUGACAAGCAGAGCAUGAAUCAUUUUUAUUAAACCAAAGGUUCCUGUAAGUAUUUAACUACCAUAACGACAGCCAAGAUCCAGCCUCAGAUAAGUGCUUAUCUGUUAGUUCAGAAGUUAAAAUUAAACCUUCUCGCUCUGGUGAACCAGGAUCACGUCUAGGAGAAAAAAAAUAGUUUUUUCCUUCCAUUAAAAGUGGAAUUGCUUCUGGCAUUGUCAGGUAUGGAGGCCUCGGUUAUUCAGCUACUUCAUGAAAAAACUACCCUAUGAAAAUUUCGGGAACCUAUAUCGUGCAUCCCAGAUUCUAAUUCUAGCCCUCUAUGUAGUCGUCAAGGUAGUCGUCACACUUCUCAGUUACAAGCAAACUCUUUUUUUUAAUCAUGCAUUUCGUAUCGAUUUCUAGUUUCUUGGUCUGGUCAGGUAGUUGUCACAGGAUGUCGACUUAAAGGAGAGCUUAAAAACUGUCUCUUUUACAGUGAAAAGCGCUGAUUGUAAGCUAACUGUCUUUGAUUGUUAAAUUGUAAGUAGUGAGAGUGUUUGGGAUACGUGCUUUGGCCAAUUAAGGUCAAUUUAUUGGUUCGGUCUUAUGUAAUCUUGUAGAAGUUUAAAGUAUUUCGCUCCUCGUGAUUGGUGUUAUACUGUCAUUGACUUUUUUACACUCUGAUUGCAAUUUUUCUACCCCUUUAAUGAAUGUACAAUUUUGAAAUAGUCUUUCCCCUCGUAACACUAUAUUCGAGAGGAAUAAUUUCUUGAUGGUUUCAAACAUCUUAAGUUCAAAGCCGCGUGAGAAGUGGAAUUUUUUGCAAAGUUAGUUUGCUAAUCUGCUAUAACUAGAUUUAAUUUCAAUUAUAUUGAUGAAUAGUUAAUUUUUGAAAUUCACAAAAAUUACUUAAAAAGGCGAUAUUCGUUAUAUGAGGCACACUUCAAGUUUAAACGGAAAAUGAUUACUCGACAUUCUGUUUUAACCGAUGGACGUGAGCCGACAAAAUUAGGAUAGGCUCCUAGAACUUAUUUUACUGAUUGUUCUUGUUGAGAUUAGUUUGUCAAUUUUCUUCUGACUCAUGCCUAAAGCUAUUGCACGUAAGUACUUUUCCUUAUAAUAAGUAUUACUCUUUAAACUUUGCAAGCUUUUCAUUUCUAAUUUUCUACCUGUUCGUAGUGUAAUCGGUCACAGGUGUUUUCCUUCAAAUAAAGCGA
This is a messenger RNA of Pocillopora meandrina, 24881 nucleotides long. NCBI's taxonomy places the organism in Eukaryota, Metazoa, Cnidaria, Anthozoa, Scleractinia, Pocilloporidae. The record is from the annotation of a GenBank genome assembly.